AAUUAUCCCGAAGGGUAUAAAAUGAACAGAGUCUGGGUCAUCACAGCAUUAACUCGCCAGUGCAAAGUAAGCAUGAAUGCUGUCGUUCUCUUUUCCGUGCUUUUCGCUCUUGCUUGUGGGCAAGUGUCAUCGUUUUGUAUUCCCACUGAGUAUAUGAUGUACGUGGACAGGAGAGAGUGUGCCUACUGCCUGACCAUCAACACCACCAUCUGCGCUGGGUAUUGUAUGACACGGGAUAUCAAUGGCAAACUGUUUCUUCCCAAGUACGCACUCUCUCAGGAUGUCUGUACAUACAGAGACUUCACCUACAGAACGGUGGAAAUACCGGGAUGCCCACACCAUGUUGCUCCUUAUUUCUCCUACCCCGUUGCCCUGAGCUGCAAGUGUGGCAAGUGUAACACUGACUACAGCGACUGUACACACGAGGCUGUCAAAACCAACUACUGCACCAAGCCACAGACAUUCUAUCUGGGGGGAUUUUCUGGUUAACUGUAAUGGCAAUGCAAUCUGGUUAAAUGUGUUUACCUGGAAUAGAACUAAUAAAAUAUCAUUGAUAUGUC
Rattus norvegicus (Norway rat) is the source of this 560-nucleotide messenger RNA. RefSeq names its product thyroid stimulating hormone subunit beta (gene Tshb). Gene Ontology annotation, cellular component: extracellular region. The transcript has 3 exons. Gene Ontology annotation, molecular function: hormone activity. Bases 73 to 489 code for a protein of 138 amino acids. The record is from RefSeq and is marked validated. NCBI's taxonomy places the organism in Eukaryota, Metazoa, Chordata, Mammalia, Rodentia, Muridae.